Miscanthus lutarioriparius is the source of this 1245-nucleotide messenger RNA. NCBI's taxonomy places the organism in Eukaryota, Viridiplantae, Streptophyta, Magnoliopsida, Poales, Poaceae. The record is from the annotation of a GenBank genome assembly.
AUGGCUCCACCGACGCAGCCAACUCCGCGCCGCCUCCAAUCCCCUGCGGACCUCGCCGACGAUGCCCUCAGGGAGAUCUUCCUCCACCUCGACUCUGCCCCGGACCUUGCCCGCGCCUCCUUCGCUUGCGCCAGCUUCCGUCGCGUCAUCACAGACCACGGUUUCCUCCGCCGCUACCACGCCCUCCACCCGCCGCCGCUCCUCGGCAUCCUCGCCAGCGGCUUUAUCCCCGCGCAGCCGCCCCACACCUCCGCCAUCGCCGCCCGAGCCUUCGCCCAAGCCGACGCCGCAGACUUCUCGUUCUCCUUCCUCCCCAUUCCGCACCGCUGGCGCCGCCGCGACAGCCGCGACGGUCGCUUCCUCCUCUCCAGGGUCCCCACGGGUAGGGGAUACCGUCGCGGCGAUCUUCUCUGGAUCACGGAUCUUGCCGUCUGCGACCCUGUGCACCGGCGCUACCUCCUGCUACCGGCCAUCCCAGCCGACCUAACCGCCGCUGUCCAUCAGCCAGACAUCGUUGAUUUCGAGACCUUCCUUGCCCCUGCUGCUGAGGAUGACAAGGACACGUCAUUCAGGGUGAUCUGCUUGGCGCAAUGCGCAAUCAAGCUGGCCCUCUUCGUCUUCUCAUCUGGAGAAGGGCGAUGGCAUGCUGUUACAUUUGACGACUGGAGUGCUAUGAUUACAGGGACCGGAAACACAGCUUCAACAGGGACCGGCAAUCCUGCUUCAGGAUCAGAGUUGUCCCAACGCUACUAUGCCCACAGAUGCUUCUAUUGGUUGAUGCAUCGGAGGAACAAAUUGCUUUUGCUCAACACAAGUGGGAUGGAGUUCUCUACUGUUGAGCUCCCACAGGACUACACCGGAGAGAUUGCCAUUGUGGAGGCAGGGAAAGGAAAGGUUGGGAUGCUUUCUCUCUACAGUCUUAUUCCACAUGGCACGGUUCAUCUCUCGUAUGCCAUCUUGCAAAAUGAUGGUGAGAACGCAAACCAAUGGCAGCCUGAGGAGGUGCUCCCGUUGCCUGAGAACCAUCGCUAUGACAUUGUGGGUGUAGCUGGGGGAUAUUUGCUUCUUCAAGGGAUUCCAGAAGGCGUGUCUCUUUUACAUCCCCCAAAGAAUCCAAACUUAACCUGUUUUUCGCUGGAGGUCAAGGCAUUGCACCUUGAGUUGUUCUGUCAAACUAACCAUUCCAUCUUACAUGCUGAACUGUAUGCCGGUCACCCACCAUCUUUGUCUCCACCAAGUGUAUGA